AUGGGUGGGGCGUCGCUGCCCUUCACCCCGGGCUACAUCAGCAAGGACGUCAUCUACUCUGGCGGUGCUAGGACCGGCUGGUCCUGGCAGAGCUACCGCGGAAGCGACUUCACCUACUCGGCAAACCAGAUCUCCCCGGCCGGCAACCCCUCAACCUGCGCCACCAUCACGCCGGCCGGCGGGCUGUUCUUCCACUGCCGCCGUUGCGACAAGGCGGGCUACCGCCCCUUCGAGGGCACCAAGGCCGUGUCGUUCUGGAUCAAGCCGCGCGGCGAGGUCGCCAAUGCGGCCAACGCGACUGGCGGCGCGACACAGGUGCUGCCCCUCAAGAUCUUCAUUCGCGGGGAGAGCGACAACUACUGCGGCACAGAGCCGCGCCUGGCCGACCUCAAGCCCGCCGCCACCGCGGCCGGCGGCUGGCUGCGAUUCGUGAUCCCCAUAGAGGGCUUUAACUGCUACUCCCUGGGCGACAUGACCCACAUCGAGUGGCAGGUGGGCAGCCACCGCCCCAUGACCCAGAAGGGGUAG
Messenger RNA from Monoraphidium neglectum, 528 nucleotides. RefSeq lists its product as hypothetical. Bases 1 to 528 code for a protein of 175 amino acids. The record is from RefSeq and is a predicted model, not a curated record. The transcript has 5 exons. Lineage: Eukaryota; Viridiplantae; Chlorophyta; Chlorophyceae; Sphaeropleales; Selenastraceae.